AUGGACUCCUCUGUGUCAUCGUUUAAUAUAAAAAGUGAUUUGGAUCCGGAUGCGUCUGAAGCUGUGUUGUUUGAUAAAUUUGCUUCGGCUGGACCGGUUUUAUCCAUCCGUGUAUGUCGUGAUAUGAUAACACGACGUUCACUUGGCUACGCUUACGUUAAUUUUCAACAACCAGCUGAUGCUGAACGUGCUUUGGAUACAAUGAAUUUUGAUGUGUUACGCGGAAAAGCAAUGCGGAUUAUGUGGUCACAACGAGAUCCAGCAUUGCGGAAAUCUGGUAUUGGAAAUGUAUUUAUUAAAAAUUUAGACAAAAAUAUCGAUAAUAAAUCAUUGUAUGAUACAUUUUCCGCAUUUGGAAAUAUAUUAUCAUGUAAAAUUAUGACAGAUGAGCAAGGUCAAAGUAAAUGUUUUGGAUUUGUUCACUUUGAAACACAAGAAGCAGCUGAUAAUGCGAUCAGCAAAGUUAAUGGAAUGUUAUUGGCUGAUAAAAAAGUAUUUGUUGGUCGAUUUAUGCCACGAAAUCAACGUUCUGAUAUCAGUGGUCCUCGAAAAUUUACAAACACUUUUGUUAAAAAUUUUGGUGAUCAAUUAGAUGAACAAAAAAUGAAAGAUUUAUUUGCACCAUAUGGAACAAUAACAAGUUGUAAAGUCCCUGUUGAUGAAAAUGCACAACCAAAAGGUUUCGGUUUUUGUAGUUUUGAGAGUCCAGAAAUGGCUGAAGAGGCUGUAAAAGCAUUGAAUGGAUAUAUGCUUGGUGAUAAACAAUUAUUUGUUGGGCGAUUCAAAAAGAAAGGUGAGCGUGCAUCGGAAAUGAAACGUCGAAAAGAAUUACAACGACAAGAAAGAAUGAAUAAAUACCAGGGUGUUAAUUUAUAUAUCAAAAAUUUGGAUGAUACAAUCGAUGAUGAACGAUUGAAAAAAGAAUUUAGCAAGUUUGGUACAAUCACAAGUGCCAAAGUUAUGGCUGAUGGUGAAAGAUCAAAAGGAUUUGGUUUUGUUUGUUUCUCGGCGCCGGAUGAAGCAACGAAAGCUGUUACAGAAAUGAAUGGUAGUAUUGUUGGUUCGAAACCAUUGUAUGUUGCAUUAGCACAACGAAAAGAAGAACGUCGUGUCCAUUUAACAAAUCAACAUAUGCAACGUAUUGCAACAACACGUAUGCAGAACCCUCCAAUGCAAAUGCCAUUUUCAAAUACGAUGAUACCUUAUUUACAAAGUACGGGACUUCAUCAACCACGAAACUUUUUUCCAUCUCAACCCUAUCGUCCACAGCCGCGUUGGUCACAAGGGACAAUAAGACCACAACAAGCCGCGUUUGCUGGUCAAACAUAUGCAAUACCACAUCGGGGUCGUCUACCUACAGCACAAAACAUGGCGACUGGUUCAAUGCAGCAAUCAUCGAUUCGUUCAGCAACUAUGAUGAGUAAUCAUACACAUAAUCGCGCACAAUUAGGAAUGCAACAACGUCCAACAUCAGGCAUGUCUCAAUCUGUUGCGCGCAACGUGACAACACCACAAAUGUCGGGCAUGCAAGCAACAUAUGCUAGAACACAAACUGCAAGAAACAUGCCACAAACAAACCCUGGUCAUUUUCAAAAUUCGAUCCUCGUUCCUGGCCAAGAACCAUUAACACCAGCUGCAUUAGCUAAUGCAACACCUCAAGAACAAAAACAAAUGUUAGGUGAACGUUUAUUUCCGUUAAUUCAGCAAAUGAAACCAGACACAGCGGGUAAAAUAACGGGAAUGUUAUUAGAAAUUGAUAAUACAGAAUUAUUGCAUAUGCUUGAAUCUCAUGAAUCAUUAAAAGCAAAGGUCGACGAAGCCAUUGCUGUACUGCAAGCGCAUCAAGCAAAACAAUUAUAUCCAGGAAAACAACCAUACGGAGUUUGUCGUGAACAAGAGAUGACAUAA
This is a messenger RNA of Didymodactylos carnosus, 1908 nucleotides long. The record is from the annotation of a GenBank genome assembly. NCBI's taxonomy places the organism in Eukaryota, Metazoa, Rotifera, Eurotatoria, Philodinida, Philodinidae.